Molecule: messenger RNA, 1062 nt
Organism: Rhea pennata
Lineage: Eukaryota; Metazoa; Chordata; Aves; Rheiformes; Rheidae
Gene: TIMM50
Product: translocase of inner mitochondrial membrane 50
Exons: 10
Biological process (GO): protein import into mitochondrial matrix
Cellular component (GO): TIM23 mitochondrial import inner membrane translocase complex
Source: RefSeq, a predicted model, not a curated record
GGCCCCUUGGCCACCCCGGGGUGUCCCCUGACGUGUCCCCCCCCCCCCCCCCCCCGUGCCCGGCAGGCAGCGGCGGGCGCCCCGGGCCCGGACGAGGGGCAGGAGCGGAAGCGGGAGCAGACGGCCUACGCCCGGCGGGUGCUGCUGCGCCUGGCGGGGCUGCUGGGCGCCGGCGCCGGCGCCACCGUCCUCUACGUCUUCGGCAACAACGCGCUGGACGAGCACGGCGCCAAGAUCCCGGAUGAGUUUGACGGCGACCCCGUGGUGAUCCAGCAGCUCCGGAGGACCUACAAGUACUUCAAGGACUACCGGCAGAUGAUCAUCGAGCCCACCAGCCCCAAGCUGCUGCCCGACCCGCUGCGCGAGCCCUACUACCAGCCGCCCUACACCCUCGUCAUCGAGCUCACCGACGUCCUGCUGCACCCCGAGUGGUCGCUCGUCACCGGUUGGCGCUUCAAGAAGCGCCCGGGCAUCGAGAGCCUCUUCCAGCAGCUGGCACCGCUCUACGAGAUCGUCGUCUUCACCUCCGAGACCGGCAUGACCGCCUUCCCCCUCAUCGACAGCGUCGACCCCCACGGCUUCGUCUCCUACCGCCUCUUCCGCGACGCCACCCGCUACAUGGACGGGCACCACGUGAAGGACAUCUCCUGCCUCAACAGAGACCCCGCCAAGGUGGUGGUGGUGGAUUGCCGCAAGGAGGCCUUCUGCCUGCAGCCCUUCAACGGGCUGGCGCUGGCCCGCUGGGACGGCAACUCCGAGGACCGGACCCUCUACGACCUCGCCGCCUUCCUCAAGACCAUCGCCCUGAGCGGCGUCGAGGACGUGCGCACGGUGCUGGAGAACUACUCGCUGGAGGACGACCCGCUGGCCGCCUUCAAGCGGCGCCAGUCGCAGCUGGAGCAGGAGGAGCAGCAGCGGCUCGCCGAGCUCGCGCAGGGCAGGCAGCGCCCGCAGCUCUUCCUCGGCUCCCUCGCCGGGCGCCUCUGGCCCCGCUCCAAGCAGCAGUGACGGCCGCCGCCUUCGCCCUCUUCUUCUGUACAUUAUAUAUAUGUAUAAAAACCA